Messenger RNA from Amaranthus tricolor (Joseph's coat), 859 nucleotides. Its product is annotated as putative yippee-like protein Os10g0369500. NCBI's taxonomy places the organism in Eukaryota, Viridiplantae, Streptophyta, Magnoliopsida, Caryophyllales, Amaranthaceae. The coding region runs from base 188 to 709 and encodes 173 amino acids. The record is from RefSeq and is a predicted model, not a curated record. The transcript is spliced from 4 exons.
AUAAAACAAAACAAACCACGUGGCUUUCCAAACCCAUUUUUCAUUCCCAGUAUUCCGGGCAGCACACUACUAUUUCUCCUUCAAAUUCUUCUAUUUAUCUGCAAAGUUUGAAUCUUUUUCAUUUUGAUUGUAUGUUUGUGUACAAUUAUAUAAAUAUUGAAACGGGUCGCAAUUUUUUUGUCAAAAAAUGGGAAGAUUGUUUAUAGAAUCACUUCCAGGUCCAAAAAUAUUCAGGUGCAAGUGCUGCAAAGUUGAUUCUGCAUCCCCUGAAAACAUGGUUUCUAAGAAUUUUUUCGGCCGUUUUGGGAAAGCUUAUCUCUUCAAAACUGUGGUGAAUAUCACCCUAGGGCCAACUGAAGAACGACAUUUUACCACGGGAUUGCAUGCUUUCAAUGAUGUAUAUUGUAGCUCAUGUCAGCAAAUACUCGGUUGGAAAUAUGUAAAGGCGUACGAAGAGAGUGAAAAAUACAAAGAAGGGAUGUACAUUUUGGAGAAAGAAAGGAUUUUGAAGAAUGGCUGCACGGCAACAGUACUCCUUCUCCCUCACGCAGCACGGCAGCAGUACUCCUUCUCCCUCACGCAGCACGGCAGCAGUAGCCCGGUAGCAGUCAUCAGCAUCACUCAUCAUUCGAAUUUUCACAGUGACACUCGACUGCCGGCCACCGCAUACUCCUCCCCUCUCCUCACUGGCAGAUUUGAGGGUAAUUAGCCCUAAUUUUGAUUUUUUUUUUCUACAAUACUUUUGAUUUGUGUUGAAUUGUUGAGUAGUUUUUAAUGUGGAUCUAAACCUUAGAUUUGUUACUGUUAAUUGUCUGUUCCCAUGCUUUUUUGCUAAUAUAUUUUCAUGUCAAAUAAUUUG